This is a messenger RNA of Pogona vitticeps (central bearded dragon), 1502 nucleotides long. It is a transcript of the gene OXA1L, whose product is annotated as OXA1L mitochondrial inner membrane insertase. The record is from RefSeq and is a predicted model, not a curated record. Gene Ontology annotation, biological process: protein insertion into mitochondrial inner membrane from matrix. Gene Ontology annotation, cellular component: mitochondrial inner membrane. Gene Ontology annotation, molecular function: membrane insertase activity. NCBI's taxonomy places the organism in Eukaryota, Metazoa, Chordata, Lepidosauria, Squamata, Agamidae.
GUGCCCAUAACCAAAAUGGCGGCAGCGGACACAAGCGGGCUUCGCGGGACUUCGGCGCGCAUGCUCGACGCUCCACCGGACCAACAUGUGGUCUGUUCCCGUGCGGAUGCUUUCGGGGCGGGGUUAUUUGGGGGGCCGAGGAUGAUGGCGGCUUUGGUGGUUGGGGGGUGCGCCUGGAACCGGGCUGGGGUCACGGCGGCGAAGCCCCUUCUUCGAAACUUCGUCAGAAAGAGCCAUAAAACGUUCGACCCGCUCACGUGGCGGAGAGCUAAACCUCCUUUUCUCCUGCGUCUUGACCCCCCAAAUGGCUGCCGGCUUCCCCUCUUCAGGCCGGCGAUCCGGUAUCAAAGCACAGCAGCGGUUGCAGGCACGCAGGUUGCUCAACCCCCGACGCCCCCACCGAUCGAGAACCUUCUCUCCACGGAAGAUCUCGGACAGGCCGUUCAGGAGCUGAGCUUUGCCGAAAUGGGCAUGAACUGCACCACUCCAGUCGGUCUCAUCCAGAACUUGCUGGAGGUUCUUCACGUCAAUGUGGGCCUGCCUUGGUGGGGGGCCAUCAUAACAGGGACGGUGGUGGCUCGCUGCCUGGUUUUCCCGCUCAUCGUGAAGGGCCAGCAGGAGGCAGCGAAACUCAACAAGCACAUGCCCCAAAUUAACCAGCUCACCGCCCGCAUGAAUGAGGCCAAGCGGUCAACCAACAAAUUUGAGUAUGCAAAAGCUUAUUCGGAUUUGAUGGUGUACCAGAAAACCCAUAACAUCAACCCCUUGAGAGGAUUUAUGGUGCCCCUUGUUCAGAUGCCCAUUUUCAUCUCGUUUUACUUCGCCCUGCGGAAAAUGGCCGAACUCCCCGUGCCCAGCUUGCAAACCGGGGGGUUUUGGUGGAUCACGGACCUCACCGCCGCCGACCCUUACUACAUCUUGCCCUUGACGGUCACGGCCACCAUGUGGGUCGUUCUGGAGCUGGGCGCCGAAUCCGGAGUGUCCAACCCAAACAUGCAGACCAUGAAGAUGUUUUUCCGAGUGAUUCCACUUGUGAUCCUCCCGGUCACCAUGUCCUUCCCGACGGCCAUCUUUCUCUACUGGGUGACCUCCAACCUGUUCUCGCUGGUGCAGCUGGCGGUGCUGCGUGUGCCCGCCAUUCGCACCCGCCUCCGUAUCGAAAGGCCGCCGCAGCAAAACACUGGUCCUCAGGAGCCGCAGGAAAGCUUCAUAUCGAGCAUUAAGAAAGGGUGGACGAACAUACAGUUGGCUCAUCAGCUGGACGAACGUAACCGGCGCAUUAAAGAGCAGCUGGAGAUGGCCGCCAGAGGGCCACUGCGCCAGACCUUUCGCCACAACCCUUUGGAACAGCAGCCGCGUCCCGCCCCAAAGCCACCGCAGAAGAAGAGACCGUGGGAGGACACCUUGGGAUGAACCAUGACUGAACUUGGCUGUUUCUUCAAAGACUAGGGUUUUUUCGGGGGGGGGGGGGGAGCACAAUCUUCCUGCAGCCACCACCACUC